UGCUUCCUCGAGGUUUGGGAAGAAGCUAUCCGCGCGCGCUGGGGCUGAGGCGGAGGCGAGAUGACCGAGUCCUAUGUGAAGAAGCUGGCCGCCAUCCUGCUGGACGCCAUCACCGACAAGGACCCUCUGGUGCAGGAGCAGGUGUGUGGCGCCCUGUGCGCCCUGGGAGAGGCUGCGCCGGAGGAGGCGCUCGGUGCCUGCGAGGAGUACCUGCGGCAGCAUGAGAAGCUGGCACACCCUUACCGGACGAUGAUCCUGAGGGCCAUGGAGGUGGUUGUGAGCAGCCACAUCGGUGAGCUGGACAAGGCCAAGGCCAGGGCUGUCACCCUCCUGGCUUCCAGUGAGAUGACCAGGGCGAAGGAGUUGGUCUGUGACUGGCAGCGGGCCGCCAGCAACGUCCUGGUGGCCGUCGGAAAGCGGUUCGUCGGCACGGUGAUGGAGGAGCUGCUGAGCAAGUUCCAGCCCGGGGCCCUGCCCCACUGCUCCGUCGUGCAGACCCUCGCCAACCUCGCAGCCUCCAAUGUGUUCGGCAUGGUGCCCUUCCUGACGUCCCUCCUGAGUACCAUGCUGCCCAUGCUGGGCAUGGCCAAGCACGACGCAAUGAGGGUGGCGUUCUGCUGUGCUCUGCAGCACUUCAGCGAAAGCAUUCUGGAGUACCUGGCCGACCUGGACCAAGCCCCGGACCCCACGGUCAGGAAGGACACCUUUGCCACCGACAUGCUCAGUGCCUACGACAUCCUCUUCACCCACUGGCUGCAGAGCCGCGAAGCCAAGCUCCGGCUCGCUGUGCUGGAGGCCCUGGGCCCCAUGAGCCACCUGCUGCCUGGCGAGAAACUGGAGGAGCAGCUGCCCAAGCUCCUGCCCGGGGUCCUGGCCCUCUACAAGAAGCACGCGGAGACCGUCCACGUGUCCAAGAGCCUGGGCCAGAUCCUCGAGGCCGCGGUGAGCAUGGGCAGCCGCACGCUGGAGCCACAGCUGGACUCGCUCCUGGCCGCUCUGCAUGCUCAGAUCUGCGCGCCCGUGGAGUCAUCCAGCCCCCUGGUGGUGAGCAACCAAAAGGAGGUGCUGCGCUGCUUCACCGUGCUGGCUCGCUGUGCACCUGACCGCUUACUGGCCUUCCUGCUGCCCAAGCUCGAUGCCAGCAACGAGAGGACCCGCGUGGGCACCCUGCAGGUCGUGAGGCACGUCAUCAACUCCGCGGCUUCUCAGAUGGAAGUUAAGAAGCCCUUUAUUCUGUCCUCCAUGAGGCUUCCUCUUCUGGACACCAACACCAAGGUGAAACGGGCCGUGGUGCAGGUGAUCAGUGCCAUGGCCCACCACGGCUACUUGGAGCAGCCCGGAGGAGAGGCGAUGGUGGAGUACAUCGUGCAGCAGUGUGCACUGCCCCCCGAGACAGAGCUGCAGAAGCUGGGUCCCGACAGCGAGGACCUCACAGCGGACAGUGUGCGGGCCGUCAGCGUCAGCGCUCUCUACCUGGUCAGCACCGCCGUGGACAGGAUGAGCGACGUCCUCUGGCCCUACCUGCUGGCCUUCCUCACGCCCGUGCGCUUCACCGGGGCGCUGACCCCGCUCUGCAGGAGCCUUGUGUACCUGGCCCAGAAGAGGCAGGAGGUGGGAGCCGAGGCCUUCCUCAUCCAGUCCGACAGCAACGUGACCCUCCCUUCGCCCUACGCCAUCACCGCGAGACUCCUGACAGUGUCCUCCCAGCCCUACAUGGGGGACGGCCGCGGGGCCGCCUCUCUGCGCCUCUUGAACGCGCUGCAUCGUAGCAUCCACCCUCUGCUGGGGCAGCGUUGGGCGACCACCAUCCCCCCGUUGCUGGAGCACCUGGAUGAAUUCACUGAAGAAACCCUGUCCCAGAAGGAGUGGGAGGAGAAGCUGCUUGCGUUCCUUCGGGACACUCUGGCUGUCGUGUCUGACAACACGUGGAUUUGCCAGCUGAGCCUGGAGAUGUGCAAGCAGCUGCCUUGCUACAACGGGCUGCCCCAGGAGAAGAACUUCCUGUACAAGUGCGUGGGAACCGUGCUGGGGGCCACCUCGAGCAAGGACGUGGUGAGGAGGCAGCUGCGGGAGCUGCUGGAGACGGCCGGACACCAGGAGGAGGCCGAGCGCGAGGGCCUCGCCUGCUGCUUUGGGAUCUGCGCCAUCUCUCACCUGGAUGACGUCCUGGCCCAGCUGGGGGACUUCAUGAGGUCGGAUGUGUUCAGAAAAUCCACGGGCAUUUUCAACAUUUUCAAGGAGCGCAGCGAGAACGAGCUGGAGAAGCUGAAGGGCACCGUGAUCCUGUGCUACGGGCACGUGGCGGCGCGGGCCCCCCGGGAGCUGGUGCUGCCCAAGGUGGAGUCCGACCUCCUGCCAAACAUGUUCCACUACUUCAGCACCAAGGUUCUGGGAAUAAAGGUAGAGACCAAGGACCCGGCUCUGAAGCUGUGUCUGGUCCAGAGCAUGUGCAUGGCCAGCCAGGCCAUCUGCAACAAUGCCCAGGCCGGCUCCUUCCACUUCUCCCGGAAGCCGGAGUUGGUGGCACAGAUGAUGGAGUUUAUCAAGGCAGAGCCCCCGGACUCCCUGAGGUCGCCCCUCCGGAAGAAGGCCAUGCUCGCCUGCACUUACCUGGUCUCCUUGGAGCCGGCGCUGGAGGAGCAGGUGCGGGCCGAUCUGGUGCGUCACUGUCUGCACAGCGUCCUGUCCGUGCUGCCCGAUCCCGAGGGGGAGCGCGACCACCAGGAGUCCCUGUACCUGGACACCAUGCACGCCCUUGAAGAUUUGCUCACCAGCCUCCUUCGGCGGGAUAUGACCCCCCAGGGCCUGCAGAUCAUGGUGGAGCACCUGAGGCCAUGGAUCAAGUCCCCACGGGGCCACGAGCGGGUGCGGGCACUGGGCCUGAGCGCCUGCCUGCUGCGGCACUUCCUGGACCAUCUCCGUGUUGGCGCCCUGGUGCCCUUCCACAACCUCGGCCUCCUCAUAGGCCUCUUCUCCCCUCGCUGUGCGGACUUGUGGCCCGCCACCCGCCAGGAGGCCGUGAGCUGUGUCUAUGCCCUACUAUACCUGCAGCUGGGCUACGAGGGCUUCGCCCGCGACUACCGGGACGAUGUGGUUGAGCGACUCCUCACCCUCAAAGACGGCCUUGUGGACCCCGACCCUGACGUCCUCUUCCACACCUGCCACAGCAUCGGCCAGAUCAUUGCGAAGCGCCUCCCGCCAGAGCAACUCAUCAGCCUCUUGCUGACCAUGUUUGAGGGGCUGGGCGACCCCGACAAGAACUGUUCUCGGGCGGCUACCGUCAUGAUCAACUGUUUGCUGAAGGAGCGAGGCCACGUGCUCCUGGAGAAGGUACCUGAGCUCGUGACCGUGCUCCGCUCGAAGCUGCGGGACACCCGGGAGGAGGACAUCCUGAAGGCCGCCCAGCACAGUGUGUACCUCCUGGCGUCCCAGCACUGCGCCGCCGUGGUGGCCAGCCUCCUGGGCAGCCCCCUGCCCUUUGACAGCCACACCUGUACUCUGUGGCGGGCACUGGCUGUGGAGCCCAGCCUCACCACGCAGGUCCUGGGGCUGCUCCUGGACAAGAUGAGCAGGGACGUCCCGUUCAAGGAGACCCGGGCCUUCCUGCUGAGCAGCUCCCCGGGCCGCGAGGCCACUCUGCUACCCCUUGCGGCCACGUGUGCGCUGUACGAGGUCAUGAGUGCGCCAGCGUCCGGGCCUGCGGUGCUCGGGCUCUACCCCCAGCUGUUCGCGGCGCUGCUGCUGCGGGUCAGCUGCACCGUGGGCGUCGUGCUGCCACGGACCCUGCAGGCCAAGGAGAGGAGGAGCGCGGCUGUUGCUCCAGCCCCCAGGACCCUCGAGCCCUGCAGCUCUGCCGUGGAGGCCCUGCAGGCCAUGCUGCUCCGGGGCGGCAGCGAGGACGUGGUGCAGCGCAUGGAGCUGGAGGGAGGCUGGCAGCUGCUCAGGACCUCAGCGGGGCAUGAGGAGGGGGUCGCCCGGCUGGCCAGUGCCAUGGCCAAGUUUGCGGGCCCCCGGCUGCCCCUGGUGAUGGCGGCGCUCGUGUGCACACAGGGCAGCAUAUAUGAGAUCCAGCGGGUCACCUCCACAGGGUUUCUGGCCGAGCUGCUGAACAGCAACGUGGUGAAUGACCUCAUGCUCCUGGAGUCGCUGCUGGACAGCCUGGCGGCCCGGCAGAAGGACCCGUGCGCCAGCGUGCGGCGGCUGGUGCUGCGAGGCCUGGCCAACAUCGCCUCUGGCUCUCCGGACAAGGUGCAGGCCCAUGGCCCCCAGCUUCUGACCGCUGUACUUGGCGGGCUGGACGACGGGGACGACCCUCACAGCCUGGUGGCUCUGGAGGCCAUGGUGGGCCUGGCAAGACUGCUGGACCUGAUGGAGCCCCAGGACCUGCACCCUGUGCUGCCGCACGUCGCCAUCCGCAUCCGGCCCUUCUUCGACAGUGAGAAGGUGGAGCUCCGUUCUGCCUCCAUCCGCCUCUUCGGGCACCUCAACAAGGCCUGCCACGGCGGGGGCUGUGAGGACGGGUUCCUGGAGCAGGUCGUGGGCGGGCUGGUGCCCCUGCUGCUGCACCUCCAGGACCCCCAAGCCGCCGUGAGCAGCGCCUGCAGGUUCGCCCUGUGCAUGAGCGGCCCCAACCUCAAGUGCGAGGAGCUGGCCGCGGCCCUGCAGAAGCACCUCCGGGAGGGGCGGGGCCUGCACUUCGGGGAGUUCCUCAACUGCGCCUGCAAACUCCUGAUGCACCACCUCCCAGACCUGCUGGGCCGCCUGGUGAGCACCAGCCUGUUCUACUUCAAGAGCAGUUGGGAGGACGUCCGCGCUGCCGCCCCGAUGCUCACAGGGUUCCUGGUGCUGCACGCGGAGGCAGAGCACCGGCCGCAGGUGGACCUGGAGCCGCUCACAGCAGCGCUCCAGCUGCUGCUCAAGGACCCAGCCCCGCUGGUGCGCGUGAAGGCUGCUGAGACUCUGGGCCGCCUGGGGAAGUUCGCCUGAGGCUCCGGCAGUGGCGCCGCCCCCA
Molecule: messenger RNA, 5011 nt
Organism: Lontra canadensis (Northern American river otter)
Lineage: Eukaryota; Metazoa; Chordata; Mammalia; Carnivora; Mustelidae
Gene: MROH1
Product: maestro heat like repeat family member 1
Exons: 42
Coding region: 61-4986 (1641 amino acids)
Cellular component (GO): cytoplasm
Source: RefSeq, a predicted model, not a curated record